UCCUAGUUAGCCCAGGACAGACAGACAGACAGACAAACGCCGUGGCAUCUCAAGUCUGAACCCAAUCAAAGGCGCAAAACGCCGGAAGCGACACACUACAGCCUCCUUAGAUUUGAGCUCUGCUGCAGCUGCAGCUGCUACGAUGCAACGGGGCAAGCAGGAGCCAGUAGCUGCUGCUACACACAACGGGCUGUAGUAAACACUAACUGUGACUGUGAGUCUGUGGCUCGAGUGAGAGACAGAGGAGGAAGGAAAGAAACAAGCAAGAAAGAGAGCGUAAAAAAGAGAUCUUGAGGGGGAGGAGAGGAGAGGAGGAGGGCGCCAUGAUGGCAUGUGUGGUGUGCUAGCGGGCUAAAGGGAGGACACUACUGAUUAGUGAUGGGCAAAAGAAGAUGGACAAGGAUGGAUAGCUAGCUACUAGUACUAGCUGCCUUUGUGCUGUUUGCCUUUGCCUUUCUUGCUUGUUUGCCUUGCCGACUCUGGGAAGAGGAGAGGAAUGGCGUGAGAACUCGAGUCCCUUCAUGAUUGGUUGGAGCGGCAGCCGGCACGAGCUAAGCUGAGCUGUGGUGCGACGUGCGAGUGAGGUGUGCGCAUGAGAGCUAUUCAUAAAUGAAUCUCAGAAGACAUGGCAGAAUUCAAGGUUGGAAGGCUGGAUGGUCAGCCACCAAGGAUUAGAAAUGUCCCUAUUGCCAUCACCCCGGAAGGAUUCUGGUGCUGCCCGUCACAGGCCGCGCUCCAGAAGACAACAAAGAACCCAAACCGGCAAGGCAGACCUAGAGGUGGAGCAUCACCUGCUGUGUCAAAGGCCUCCUUGGUUCAGAGGGCGCCGACCAUUUCUUCGGAGAAGAGAGCACAAUCUACUCCUACUAGGUCUAGAACCAAUUCGGAUGAGCAAGUAUGCCCCCAAGCAGAUGCUGCUGCUGCCCUUGAUCCACUGAAGGUAGCAUCAGCACCCGAGAAGCGACCAAAGCAACAUAAGAUCUCAGUCGGGUUUGGGCAGCUCGGCACGAGUGAUCUGAAGGUUGUGCUGUAUGGCAAGGAAGGGGUUGCUGUGAAGAUGAUUGUUCACAAGAACAUCCUUGCUGAAAAUAGUACUUUUUUCAUGGAUAGGCUCUCGAGGCAAUCUCCAGUGUCAUGCAUUGAGGUACCGGAUUGUGAGGAUGUUGAGAUUUAUGUCGAGACUGUUGGGUUGAUGUACUGCAAGGAUGUCAAGCAGAGGCUUAUCAAGCAAAAUGUUCCACGAGUUCUUCGAAUCUUGAAGGUUGCAGAAUCACUAGGCUUCCGUGCAUGCAUCAUGUCAUGCUUAGAUUACCUGGAAGCAGUUCCUUGGGUUGGCGACGAGGAAGAAAAUGUCGUGUCAUCCAUACGACAACUGCACAAUGAGAACCACAUAGUUAACCCCUUGCUGAAAAGGGUGACAUCUGACAUAACAAAUCCGCCAAACGACACGCUUGCGCAUAUAAUUGAAUUGGUUCUAAAGAGCAGCGAGGACAGAGGGCGGCGCGAGAUGAAAUCUUUGGUCCUGAAGCUCUUGAAGGAGAACGUCUUGACAAAUGCUUCAGCAGACUCCUGUGUCAUGACCUUGUACAGUUCUUGCCGAGAUUGCCUGGAAUCCUUAUUGACUUUGUUUCGCCAAGCUUCUGAUCCGGAGUUCCCUGAGCAAUCUUCGGACAACAAAGAACCGGUCUUCCGAAAGAUCGCUCUGGAGGCUGACAACCUCCUCUGGUUAACUGAAAUUUUAUCAGACAAGAAUGCAGCCGAUGAGCUGACAGUCAUCUGGGCCAGCCAGGGCGAGCUGGCCAAACUGCACUGCAAGAUACCGGUCAUGCACAGACACCUGGUGAGCUGCGUCACCGCGAGGCUCUUCGUGGCCAUUGGCAAAGGGGAGGUGCUGCCAUCGAAGGAGACGAGGCAGCUGCUGUUAGACGUCUGGCUGCAGCCUCUCAUGGAUGAUAACAAGUGGUUACAGCAUGGAUGCAGGUCCUUCGACCGGAAGGCUGUCGAGGACGGGAUCGGGCAAACCAUCCUGACGCUGCCAUUGGAGGACCAGCAGGCGGUGCUGCUCGCCUGGCUGGGUAGGUUCUUGAAGGUCGGGGACAGCUGCCCGAACCUUCAGAGGGCGUUCGAGGUGUGGUGGAGGAGGACCUUCGUCAGGCCUUACGCCGAGCAGCAGGGGAGUUCAUCGUCUCGAUCAGGACGGCACUGAUCGUGAUCGAAAAUUGCUAAGGAAAGUAGCGUGUGAUGUUGGUUACAAGGUAGCAAGUACCUAGUAAUAAUGGUUUAUCUACAAGGUAGUAAGAAACUUAGUUUCACUUAGGAUAUGUUGAAGAGAGAAGAAUAGAGUGUAGGGUCAGUAGUGGUGCUUCUUUAACUGAGAGUGUGUGUUGGUUGUGCUUGUGUUGUAAUGCUUUGUAAUGUCAAAAAAAAAAUCUGAUUUCUUGGCACAGAAA
Messenger RNA from Phragmites australis (common reed), 2450 nucleotides. Its product is annotated as BTB/POZ domain-containing protein At3g50780-like. The record is from RefSeq and is a predicted model, not a curated record. The coding region runs from base 626 to 2206 and encodes 526 amino acids. NCBI's taxonomy places the organism in Eukaryota, Viridiplantae, Streptophyta, Magnoliopsida, Poales, Poaceae. The transcript has 4 exons.